This is a messenger RNA of Blepharisma stoltei, 1290 nucleotides long. Lineage: Eukaryota; Ciliophora; Heterotrichea; Heterotrichida; Blepharismidae. The record is from the annotation of a GenBank genome assembly.
AUGAAUUUUUUCUUCAUCAUUUGAUUCUUGAGUUCCCUUGUUUUCUCUCAACGGUUUUUCGUAAUUUCAGAUGUCCAUCUCGAUGUCCACUAUAACUCUAGCUAUGACACUUCUUUUCAUUGCCACUCAACAAGACAUGUAGAGUCCUCAUAUAUCCCAACCCCAACAAAUAAUUCAAAAAUUUAUGGGCGAUUAGGCUGUGACAGUCCCAAAUCUCUACUGAAAAGUGCCCUAGAAGAAAUGAGGCUUAUAGAUCCAAGCCCAGAUUUUUUAGUCCUUCUUGGAGAUUCAGUAUCUCAUUAUGCUAUGCAUCUCCUUAAUAAUGAGAAUGAAAUUGACGUAAAUUACAACAAAUAUUUGGUUCGGCAGACCAUUGUGGAUUUGACUAACUUGGUAGAAGAAUUUUUCCCAGAGACUCAAAUAAUCCAAGCCAUAGGGAAUAAUGAUGGAUACGAAAGAUACCAAGCUCCAAGUGGGAGAGAAGGAGCAGAAUAUUUAGAAUUUCUAUAUGAGCUGUGGAAGCCAAGUGCUAUUGAGAUUUCUGGAAGCUUUUAUGAUGGAGGAUACUAUAGGAGCUUUACAGGUUCAGGAUACCAUAUAUUAGCACUUAAUACAAAUUAUUUGUCGUCACAGUCUGAAAGGAAAGAGGAAUCUUUAGAGCAGUUAGAGUGACUGCGGGAUGAGGUUGAAGAAAGUGAUGGUGACGUCAUUAUUUUGUUGCACAUUCCGCCAGGAUUUUCAAUGUAUGAUGGAGGAGAGCAAGGCUGGCACGAAGACUAUUCAAAGAUUUUCUUUGAUAUAGUUGAAAACAAUGCGAGAAAAAUAAAAUAUAUUUUAUCUGGCCAUAGACACCUAGGCUCUUUCAAAGUGAUCCCAAAUGCAACAGUCCCAUUUAUAGUCAACCCUGCCAUUUCUCCAAUUUUCUUCAAUAAUCCAAGUUUCCGAUAUUUCAAUGAAUCAGACUAUACAGACUUUAUCUUCAAUUUAUAUGAUGAAGCCCCAAAAUGAAAAAAGGAAUAUUCAUUCAAGGAGUUUUUCAAUUUGGAAGGACUUGACUUCAUCCAAGCUUAUUUAGAAUUAGAAAGCGAUGAUGAUUUAUUGGAAAAAUUCCUAAGUCAUAGCAGAGGGCUUAGCAACGUCAAAACCCUUUCAAGAGACCAAUUAUGAACGAUAGAGACUGGAGGAAAUCACACAGAAAUUCCAGAUACAUUAAGGAGAGUUGUACUUUGUUCAAUGAAAACCUUUGAUCAGGUUCAUUUUAAUUUAUGCAAGAAUAAUGAGAAUAUAUAA